Messenger RNA from Exophiala xenobiotica, 1725 nucleotides. RefSeq lists its product as hypothetical. Gene Ontology annotation, biological process: mitotic DNA replication checkpoint signaling; double-strand break repair via homologous recombination; mitotic intra-S DNA damage checkpoint signaling. The record is from RefSeq and is a predicted model, not a curated record. Gene Ontology annotation, cellular component: checkpoint clamp complex; nucleolus; site of double-strand break. The transcript has 2 exons. The coding region runs from base 439 to 1188 and encodes 249 amino acids. Lineage: Eukaryota; Fungi; Ascomycota; Eurotiomycetes; Chaetothyriales; Herpotrichiellaceae.
UUUGAAGCCCCGCAAGUUCCGUCAAUAAUAUCAAGUGGAAAGCAAAUCUACUCCCGCCGAGGAGGAUGCAAUGCGUUUCAAGAGUCAAAUCAAGAAUGUGAACUUAUUUGCAAGUACGGCUUGACCUGCCAUUCUCCCUUCCAGCCUCGACCCUGACCAGUCACAGAGUUCUGUGCUUCUUUGGCCUCGCUAGGGCAGAUUGCCUGGUGUCGGCUGAACGAUGACGAUGUGCAGUUCACCAUCGUGCCAGACAAGGGGAGUCAGGUAUGGUCAGUCUUGAAGCCUGAGACAGUAUUCGAGACGUACAUUCUCCAGUCCGCGUCACCCAAGAACACCAUCAAUCUUGAAGUCCCCAUCCAGGCACUUUCGAGGGCCCUACGGUCGGCAUACAACGCGACGUCGACACAGAUACGACUGACCAAGAAAGACAAUGUGCCUAUGCUAUCAUUGACGAUUGUAACAACUACAUUCAGCGGUGGGAGUAAUGUAGUGGCAGUUCCAACAACUACCCGACAGAAUGGCGAAGCUGACCAAUUUGAUUUCCCGGACGACCUGGCUGAGGCUUCAUUGUCUCAAGCCAAUGCUGGAGGGUCGAGAGAGCGGGAAACCAUCAUAACUCAGGAUAUACCAGUGAAAGUACUGACAAUGGAGGUGGUGGAGAGAAUUCACCAGCCACGAACCCAGGAACCGGAUGUCAACAUCUUUCUACCUCCCUUAGCCCAGGUCAAGACGAUAUCUGAUCGAUUCACCAGACUCGCAGUGGCUACUACAAAGACUUCCUCUAGCACGAGUCCCCGGUUAGAACUCAGCGCCAACAUGCAUGGUUCGCUGAAGAUCUCGGUUAGGACGGAUGCGUUGAAUAUUACUAGCCGUUGGACCGGCCUCGUCAAUCCUGAGCUGGACCCUCACCAUUUUCCCGAUGGCUCACAGGGUGUCAGAGACCAUCCGAGCACAAAGAUGAAAGAGCUGGGUGGGCCAAAUGGUGAAAACGAAGCAGGAUGGUCGAAAGUCAGAAUCGAUGCUAAAGACUGGUCGAGAGUUCUAUCAGUGGGCAGAGUUAGUGCACGGGUUAUUGCAUGUUUCAUCAACGAGGGUGGUCUAGUGUUGUACGUCUAUCUGCCAAACGACGAGAAUGGGAGCGAGGACGAAUCGUGUCUUACGUACUAUAUCAGCUCUUUCGCGGCGUAAGAGACGGCAUCGUCGUCCUUGACAGCGUCAAGGAACUUGGUGCAAUUGGCAGGCCACUGCCCAAAUUCCGCUCAAUCCUCCAACGGCAGCCGCUGCCAAUCGCAGGCAUGAUUCAGGACAGCUGCAUUAAGCGAUAAAGACUCUGCCGAUCUUCAAAAUCCUGCUCGCCUCGAGGCCGAUCAACAAACCAGGCUGGUCCCAGAGAUAACGCAAACUCCGCUGCACGUCGAAACUGGUCAUCUUUCGUCCGGGAUGCGCUCUGGCUGUGGAAUGCCAGGUGCAACGGUCUUCGCCGCCUGUUCAUAGCGUUGCACAAUAAACUCCAGCAAAGCACUUGGGUGCGACAGCGGAGACGAAGAGGUGCUGUUAUCAGCAGUCUCACCGCAUUGCCUCUUUAACAAGGUGUGCAGAGGCAUCGUUACCGGCGCAAUCUAAGAAGGCUGGCAUGAAAAUCGUCGACCUUAGAUAGGCACUCCUCAGCACUGCGCAUCAGCAGCAUUUGCGCCAAAUAGCAAGAGAACCAAGACAUAUCCUAGC